AUAGUCCAUUGCAUUCGGAGAACAAGUACCUGCUCAAUUCGCAUGCACCGCCCCCUCCAUCUCCACUGCUUGCUGAAUUGCGCCCAUCUCCAUUCAUUUUGAUUAUCCUCUCCACCAUUCCAUCCAUUUGUAUCGUUCACAUCAGAGAUGGCCGCCCAGACGCACAGCGCCGUGGACUCGCUGCUGGGCAUCCUGUCCAGGGCGAUCACAAACGAGGCGAAGCUUCUCGGUGCCGUGCACGGCGAUGUGCAGUUCAUCAAGGACGAGAUGGACAGCAUGAACGGCUUCCUGCUGCACCUGACCAAGACUGAUAGCGAGCACGACGACCAGCUCCGUGCAUGGAUGAAGCAGGUGCGGGACAUCGCUUACAUCGCCGAGGACUGCAUCGAGAUCUACCUGCGGGACAUGGCCCCGCCUGACGGUGACAGCGGCGGCCUCUGGGCCUCCUUGCGCCACCUCCCCGUCCUCCUCUGGACGGCGCCCGCGUGCCACCGCCUCGCCGCAAAGAUCCGCGAGCUCAAGGUCCGCGUGCGCGACGUCGGCGAGAGGCGGCUGCGCUACGGCGUCACCGUCCCUGGCACAACGGAUGUCAAGCGGACGACUAAGCCGCCUGGCCAAGACAACAGGAACGAAGAGAAGAUGAGGGACGAUUUUCUACGUGCCCUAGAAGAAGAAGUCACGGCCAUGAAAAUGUCCCUUACAAGUAUGAGUGAGGCCUCCAUUUGUCAAUCUUUCAGCAAAGCGAUUGACUUGCUUCCUCCUGAUCUUCCAUCUGAAGCUGAUGCCACGAUACGUCCUAUUCUGGAGAAAUGUUCGCCCGGUGAUGUCGAAUUCAAGUGCAGGACCAUGUUCCUUCGUGCUUUGUUUGCUUAUCCUCCUUCGACCAAGCAAGAGCUGGAAAAUCUGAAGAAAAAAUUGGAGGAACGAGCAGAUGAACCCAGGGAACUAGUGAUGAUCUUUUGCUACAGAAAGUUGUCCACGCAGCAGAAGAGCUGCCUGCAGUAUCUGACUGCUUUCCACAAUGAAAAAGUUAUCAGCAGGACAAGCAUGGUCAGACGAUGGGUCGCCGAAGGCCUCUUGGGUAAAGAACAUGAGAGGACCCCAGAAGAAGCAGGCGAGCGCUGUUUCAGUGAGCUUCUGUUUCGAGGCUUCGUUCGUCCUGUUGGCACUGGUGAUACGGGCACAGUCAAGAGCUGUGUAAUGGAUGAGUCAGUCAAGGACUUCAUUUUGAAAAUCGCGAAAAGCGAGAAUUUUGUGGCCGACAGCCUGCCGGCUCACCUCGACCGCCAGCUUCAGAUCCGAAAGAUAGUUCAACUGCCACGACCGGGGAAACAACAAGUGGAUCAUUGGAGGAACAUCCGCAACCUCUGCGGCGGUGGCACUUCAAGACUGGCACAGGAUGGCCCUGGAGCCAGCGACAGCACAUCAGCAUCAGAUGUCAAGGAUCCCAUGGACAUGCUGCUAGAGUUCCUGAAAUCGCUUCCUGAAAUAUAUCGGCUGAAUGUGCUGGAUCUAGGAGGUUGCAGAGGCCUGAAGAAGCGCCACCUGAAAAGCAUUUCCAAGGUGAUUUCGCUCAAGUAUUUGAGCCUUCGGGACACUGAUGUUUCCCGACUUCCGGCCCGUUAUAUCCAGGCGCUCAGGCUGUUGGAGACACUAGACAUUCGGGAAACAAAUGUAGAACCCAGCGACAUGAAGCACAUCUUUCUGCCCAAACUGAAACAUCUGCUCGCAGGCCGCCGCCUCAAGACAAGCGGUGGUACUGGUGACACCAGCACGGUCAUGACGUCGGCCGAGGUGUCGCUCUCCACUGUGGAGAUGCCUCGAAGAAUUGGGGGGAUGACGAACAUGGAGACACUAUGCCAUGUCCAAGUUUCCAACAACGGAACCGAGCUGGAAGGAGUUGUCAAACUUCAGCGGUUAAGGAAGCUCGGUUUGGUCGUCCAUGGCAAUGAUAAUACUACCAAAUAUCUGGGCCGAGUUAUAAAUGGGUUGGCUGAAUGCCUACGUUCCUUGUCAAUUUGGGUCACCGAUGGAGGUGCUCUCGACAUUUCCAUGCAACGGGUCACCUCCUUCUCGGCUUCUAGUUUGAUCCUUGAGAACCUAGAUAUCAAGGGAAAGACCAGCCUCCCUUCAUGGCUCCAAGAGCUCAGGAAACUUGCUAACAUCACUCUAAGUGACACCCAGUUGAAGGACGAAGAUCAACUAAGGCUUGGCAACCUCCAGGGCUUGCGUUGCCUCAGGAUCCGCCGCAACUCAUACAGUGAGCGCGUGGUCAACUUCAUGGAGGGCCAGUUCAAAGCUCUCAAGAUCCUCGCGAUCGAGGGCGACACCAUCACUAGAAUCGUCUUCGCAGCCGGUGCAGCUCCUAACCUCGAGAAGAUUGUUUGGACCUUCGGCAGGACGGAGAAGCAGGUCCCCAGUUCUGGACUCGAGCCCCUUGGUCAGGCCCCCAUUUCUGGAAUCGAGUACCUUGAGAACCUGAGAGUGGUCGAGAUCACAGGUGACGGCUUCGACCAGCAGCAGCUCUUGGAGUUAGACCGAGCUAUUGCAGCACAUCCAAACUUUCGUGAUAUCAAGUACUUGCGUGCACGUGAUGUUAUUGUCGCCGCAGAGUGAUUAGUUAAAGAAACGUCGUGGUGCUUCUGUUCGUGUCCUUGUGUGUGUGUGCUUGUAAUAAAACAUGCAUGCAUGCCCCUGCGCGCGGGUGCAUGCAGCGAUGCUGGCUAAUGCGUAUGUCCAGCUAAUGACUACCCUCGUGUGAGAUAUGUCAUGGUUUGUUGUUUGUUUAUAAUUUGAGAAACCAAUUUGAAAUC
Molecule: messenger RNA, 2813 nt
Organism: Phragmites australis (common reed)
Lineage: Eukaryota; Viridiplantae; Streptophyta; Magnoliopsida; Poales; Poaceae
Product: disease resistance protein Pik-2-like
Exons: 1
Coding region: 148-2616 (822 amino acids)
Biological process (GO): defense response to other organism
Source: RefSeq, a predicted model, not a curated record